AUGAACGCAACCAAAAGAAAGUUCAACUCGCUGAUUCAGGGCAUCGGCAGCCGGUCGUCGACACCUGCCAACGACACGGGCACCACCAACGAUGCAGCACCUUCCGCCUCCCCUCGACCUGCCUCUCUCGCCUCCCUCCACACCUCACCAGCGACCAUGGCCGUCGAAGAAGACCUGCUGCAGAAGCGACGGCGUCUACAGGCGCUGACCGACAAGCGUGCCGCCGCAACGAACACCAUCAAGUCCCUCGGCGGCACGACCAAGGUCUCGAACAUUGUGCUGAAGAAGUGGAACUCGACCAGAGAACCCGCCGACGCCCCAAGCCGGCCUCCAAGGGGUGGGUGUGCCAGGGCAAGGAGGGGCGUGCGCUGCACGCUCUGCAGCAAGGAGCUCCUCGUCAAGCUCACGAAGAAGGAGGUCGAUGGCCAGGACGUGCCCGCGCUCGUAUCGUCGGACGUCGAGGAGGCGCUGCAGGAGAAGUAUGCCGAGCUUGUCGUGACCGCCCAUCAGGAGGACUGCCUGUGGCGGAGGCAAGGCUGCGACGAUUCAUUACUGCGGCUGUCAUUGACGAAUGCCAAAGUGAGCCACGAAGCUCUACGGCAGCGGUACGACGAGCUCUGCGCCCGGAAGCCGUUCCUUCCCUAUGAAUUCAACCUGCGACUCCCCGAAGGCCUCGACAUGGACGCCGUCCUUUCACAACUACCCGAUGACUUUUUCAACAACCCUGCUCCCCGACCAGACAUGGACCAUCCGAACCGCGUCGCCCUCGCUCUCGCCGUCAUGGGUUGGCAGGGUCUUUCGAAUGCUAGGAUCGGCGCCGUGCCCAACUCGGCGUCCUGCCACACGUGCCUGCGCCGACUCGGCCUGUGGAUGUUCAAGAGCAAGGAGGUCGGGCCCAACAACGAAGUGCUCGUCCCCGCGCCGAUGGAUCACCUCGACCCGGCCAGGGAGCACCGCUUCUUCUGCCCGUGGAAGAACCCCCAGACCCAGCGGUGGAACAGCACCAAACCGCCCUCGGAGAAGGACCUCCCUGCGUGGACAAUCUUGACGCAGGUCAUCAAGAACGACGCAUACCUGCGGGGCGCUUUGGAUGACUGGCCAAAAAGCCGAGCGCGACCUAGCACGGCCAAGCACAACACGGACAAGGACGGCAACGGUCCGCCCUCUACUCCUCGACGGCCGAGCAUAGCCGCGACGACGAUUGGCGAUCGGGGCGGCGUCUCGUUCGAUACACCGUCUCUGGCGGCGCAGGACGGCGACGACGAGGAUGAGGAGAAGGUCCGCGACAAGAAGGACAAGGAGAGGUGGGCUCGUCUGAGGAGAGUCAAGAGCUUGUUUGAGACCAAAGGUGGGAAGAAGUCUCGGAAGUCUCAGAGUCGGCCCGGCACGGGACAUUCGACUGCGUCAGCGCUGACAGGGACGGUUCCUGGGGAAACCACCAAGGAAUAA
Messenger RNA from Verticillium alfalfae VaMs.102, 1449 nucleotides. RefSeq names its product C3HC zinc finger domain-containing protein. Gene Ontology annotation, cellular component: nucleus. Gene Ontology annotation, molecular function: zinc ion binding. The transcript has 3 exons. NCBI's taxonomy places the organism in Eukaryota, Fungi, Ascomycota, Sordariomycetes, Glomerellales, Plectosphaerellaceae. Bases 1 to 1449 code for a protein of 482 amino acids. The record is from RefSeq and is a predicted model, not a curated record.